CGUCUCCUCCUCCGGUCCUCGCGUCCCGCUGGUGUUUGCUUUUUAUUCCCGCCUCGGUAUCACUGCCGCCGCCGCCGCCGCCGCCGCCUUCCUCUCGCCCUCCGCCUGAUGUCUCCCCUCUCUCCCUUCGUCUUCGGUGCCGCGGAGUCGCUCCCCUUCACGUGGGGACCUUAGUAGCCAUCCCUCGGAGCUGCCGCCUCGCGGUCUGAGCGCUUGCGAGUGGAAGUGAAUGGACAGGAGGGGAAGCAAGACGACAAGAGCUUCCACAACAAAAGGGGGAGUGAUUGAGGGAGAUCAUCCUGAGGACAUUUGCACUUGUUCCUCCUCGUUGCCUUCCUCAGCCGGCCACGGUCUGCACCUCCAAGCCCCCCCCCCCCGCCCCCCCACCUCAGCCAGUAUGUCCAGCUCGCAGACACCAGAGGACGGCCUCUACGGCUCCUGGGUGGAACUGGAGGAGCUGAUCGCAGCGGUGAGCCGCAGGGAGAGUCUGUCAGGACCGCAGGAUAGCAUCUCCUCCGCCCUGCAGGAAGAGCUAGAGAGGAUCCUCCUGGAGGCGCAGCUGGAGUGCGAGCGGAAUCGAGACAGUCCCACGCAGGUCCCGACCCCGCAGUCGGCCGGUUCCCCAAGACCCCCCAGUGAUCCAGACAGUGACUGCAUCACCAUCCAGGAGGAGAGUGACAGGAGAGCUGACACUGAUUGGGUGUGGGACUGGUCCAGCAGGCCUGAAAACAUGCCACCCAAAGAGUUCCUGUUUCAGCACCCGAAGCAGCCGGGCUCUCUCAGCGUCCGGAAGACGGAGGUGAUGAAGAGGGGGAUCUUCUCGUCGGACGUGCUCCUCAUCCUCGUUCCCUCGCUGCUGGCAUCCCAUCUCCUCACGCUUGGAAUCGGCAUCUACAUAGGAAAGCGUUUGGCUUCAUCCACAACUAGCACACUGUGACAUUAGCUCAAGGCCCCGCCGACCCUCCCCAACCUCCCCAACCCCCCCAACCCCCAUAUCGCUAACGUUUUGGCCAGUAAGGUCACGUCCUCUCCUUCAUCACAACCAUAGUACCUCGCCUGUUUGCUUCUAUGUUUAUCACCAUAUGCGUGUGUGUGUUCUGUUGUAGAGCCCGUAAGGGAGGGGCGGGGGGGGUUGUAUGCAUGGACGCGAGCCAAUGAGUCAGACUGAGGUCACUUUAGCCUCUAAAGAAUAAUCAGAAGGAAGACAUUGGCCAGAUGAUACAACAAAAGGAGAAUUUCCUCAUCAAAAAGAGCAAAAAAAAAAGGUCUUUGUCCAGAGCUGAGAACGCUGUGUUCGCACAGAUAAAAUACGCAAGCCCUUUGGACAACCUUGGGGAAAAAAAGCUGUCAUUUGUCACAAGUAAUGACCCUCUGUAAAAUGUUAUUUUUUUCUCUGCCAUAUAUCUCUAAAGUAGAUUUUUUUUUCUGUGUGAGAGUAGGAGUGCUUGUACUUUUUUUGUCCCCUAAUCCCAUUAAAUAUUUAACCUCCCACUAAGACAAUCCCGAUCCCAUUAAAUAUCACUCCUCCAAACCUCAA
Molecule: messenger RNA, 1537 nt
Organism: Doryrhamphus excisus (bluestripe pipefish)
Lineage: Eukaryota; Metazoa; Chordata; Actinopteri; Syngnathiformes; Syngnathidae
Product: BCL2/adenovirus E1B 19 kDa protein-interacting protein 3
Biological process (GO): defense response to virus; mitochondrial outer membrane permeabilization; positive regulation of apoptotic process
Cellular component (GO): endoplasmic reticulum; mitochondrial envelope; nuclear envelope
Source: RefSeq, a predicted model, not a curated record